Molecule: messenger RNA, 7085 nt
Organism: Nematostella vectensis (starlet sea anemone)
Lineage: Eukaryota; Metazoa; Cnidaria; Anthozoa; Actiniaria; Edwardsiidae
Product: autophagy-related protein 2 homolog B
Exons: 40
Coding region: 130-6423 (2097 amino acids)
Biological process (GO): autophagy of mitochondrion; piecemeal microautophagy of the nucleus; reticulophagy
Cellular component (GO): extrinsic component of membrane; phagophore assembly site
Molecular function (GO): phosphatidylinositol-3-phosphate binding
Source: RefSeq, a predicted model, not a curated record
ACAAAAACACGACGAAAUAGGAAACAUGGCGGCCGACAGGGGAAUCCAAAGCCCUGCCAGAACUUUUCCGCUUUCUAAUUUAGAUUUUAGUACUGUCGCCGCCAGGAUAGUGUAGUUUUAAUCUCAAAUAUGCCUUGGUACUUUCCUUGGUCCGAUUUUAUCAAGAAAAGGGCCUGUAGGUACCUUUUACAACACUAUUUAGGCAAUUUUCUGCAAGAGAAACUGACCCUCGAACAGCUAACUGUAGACUUGUACAAUGGAACCGGCCGAGUUGAGAACGUUCCGUUGGAUGUUUGGUCUGUCAAUGAGAUGCUUGAGAGUAGUGGCAUGCCGUUUGAGAUUAUAGAUGGCUACAUUCACAGGAUCUCAGUUUCUGUGCCAUGGUCGGCACUUUUGAGUGACAGCUGCUGUAUGGACAUACAAGGACUGGAGCUAACUCUGGCAAUGAGGCAGAGAGCAGAUUCCACAGGUAGCAUGACUGAGUCCAUGAUCUUUAACAACAUGACGACCAGCAUGGAGCUAGCUCAGGAGUGUCUGCGCCAAGCUCCCUCCCCUGGUGAAGAGCAAGCUGAAGCCACACAACAGUUUGAGGGCCUGGAGUCUUUUGCACAAACCAUAGAGUCAGUGCUUGCAAGGAUCAAGCUGGCCUUUGCUGACACGGUCAUCAGGAUAGAACACUUACCCAAAGACACUAAAAGUGGAAUUGGCCUAGAGCUACACAUUAAAAGGAUUGAUUACUCUGAUCUCUCUACUGAGCUUGCUGAAGGAGACAACCAGUACAAACCAAAAAGUGUCUAUGAGCCUGCUGCAUUUGCUUAUAAAAACCUCAAGAUCUAUGGCAUCUCGGCCUACCUCGAUGAAUUCCAUGAAACUGCUAGAACAGUCCCCUCAACUAUUGGCCACAGGUCCCCUGACUCUCCUCCCCCCUCUCCUAACAGUGGGGCUAGCUCACCCCCCAUCAGCCUUGGUUCUAUGGGUAACCUCGCUAACGAACUGUAUGACAAGUCAAAGCUCUCACAGACCAGCCUUCUGCCUGCAAUACAGAUUGCAAACUUUGCCGGUAACCAGGAAGUGAAGCUAAGAGUUAAGCAGAACUCAGCAAUACCAGGGACUAAGAUUGAUGUAGAGUGCUUCCUGGGCACAUUAAAUCUUUUCCUGGCACCCAGACAAGUUCAUUUACUGCUGGAAUUAGCCAGUGGCCUCUCUGUAGCAGAUUCCACCUCAACACCAGAAGAGAAGAAAAAGACUGUGAAUAAACCAAUGGGGCCUGAUGACUUCAAGCGGAUAGAGGAGGACUUGCAGAACCAGCUGACCUCCAAGAGACACACAAGUAGACAGAAUGAGGGUCAGAACAGGGUAGACUCAUGGAACUUUAGCUUUGAAUCAUCAAGCACUGUGGAGAACUCUACCAAUCUCUCAUCUGGGGCAGACUAUGACAGUGUCCUGGAUGAUGAAGAGGAGAAGUUCUACUCCAUGCCCUCUGCUGGCUGCCAAUGGGCUCAAGACAUCUUGCCGCCUUUGGAAGAGCCUCAACUCCCAGAGGAUAUGCUUGGCUUCAAGAAACCAUCAGGAUCCUACAUCAGCCAGGGGCUAGGAACCCUCCCCAAGCUUGGUCCCUCAGGGCAGAGUCUUACUCAAGCAGCCAGUAGCGUCUUUCUAAGCAGUCAAGCAACAAGUCAAGGCUCUGUACCUAGUAAGCCAGCCAGCAUUUCCCCUUUGUCGCCUGUUAACCCUGGCCUCGCAGGUAUCGCCGCUCUGGAUGACCCCUACCCCGAAGCCAUGCGUCUCAAACUCAAGCUAAGCAGCGCAGCUAUCACCGUCCUCCAUGUCGACCCAGUACUCUCACCUGUCACUGACCACAGGGCUCCCGAUGACGUCGAUAACAUGUCGUCCAGUCACCCUUUGCUUCAGAUGGCCGAGGGUUAUUUUCAUGCCCUGGGCACGUAUGUGUUCGGAGGGAAGGAUUUUGAGGGGAUGAAGGAUCGGCUUGUGGACGCUUGCCCAAAUGACCACCUCAGGUGCAUCGUGGCGCCGUUCAGUUUGGAGUUGGAGCGGAGCGCGACCAGCAUGCACCAGACCUUCACUAGCGAGGUGACCGUGGGAAGGUUGGAACUACUGGAAUACCUGUUUGACCGGUCAUCGACCAAUAGCACGCCGUCAUCGCCAUACGCCACGACUCAGUUGUUGCACUUCACGGCACAGGAGGAUUCAAGGAAUGCAUUCUUCAGCAUGGCCGCACCCAAGCCAUGUCUGCGCGCAAAGUAUAAAAACACGCAGAGAACGGCCUCACCGGGGGUGAUUCAAACGCGUAACCCCAUCCUGCCGAAGACGGAGCUGAGCCUGGAGCUGGGCAAGCUGUGCUCCGAGGUGGAUAUCACGAUUAUUGACCGGCUCGCAGCAAUUAUCUACCCGGAAUCACUCUACUCGACCCAGUCCCCGACCCAGCACUCGCGCAUGUUCAAGUCCCUAAACCCGACUUCUUACAAUCAGCAAGUAGUAUUCACGCAAGCCCUCGAUGAAGGACCUGUCAAUGACCAGCGGUUAAACGUGUCAUUGUCAUGCCCGGAGCUCAGUGUCAUGCUCAGGUUCCCCAUCCCUGAUCUGCGUCCGGUGGUGGAGCGUCGACCCUGGUGGAAGCAGGCUGUCCGGGACGAGUCCCUCUUGCUGGUGUUCUCGGCGUUCAAGUUUAACACUGUGGUGUGUUCGGCGGACCCAGCAGCCAGCUAUGAACUACGAUUCCAACAAAUGGACGGCUACUACAAGGAGAGCGCAGGUGCGACCCCAAUACCCGUCAUGCACUCCAGUCCCCUAGCUACCGACAACGAAAACAGCAACGGCGGUUUCGAUUGGCCGAGGGUUGUCAUCACCACGCAGCCGUUAGUGCCCCUAUCCGUCCUAGAGGAGGUCCACUCGGGGGAGAACUCACCUCUCAGCUCACUAGAAGCAUACCCCGUUAUAAAAAACAAACCGUCUCCUUUCUCCUCGAAGCCGGUCAUGUUUGAAGCAGAGGAGCUGGUGCUUCCUGGAAACCAGGAAGACAUGCAUAAUUUCCAGCAAGACACCAUCGCCACCUCACAGUGCCGGAUUGAGUUCACCCUGCCUCGACUGGACAUUAACCUGCACACCAAAGACCUCUUUGAGAAGAUUUAUAAUAGGAUCGCCAGUGACCUGUUACUAUGGGAACCCGCGGCACCCUGCCCUGUAGACAGGCCCGACACAUAUGGGACAAACAUAACCACCGCCGGACUGGACCUAGCCAGUCAGCUUAUCCAUGCACAGGGUGGUGACAAGUUCGUCAUGUGUCGCUCAGGGCUGCGUAGCUAUGAUGACUCCUCGUCAGACGACGAAGAUAGCAGUAGCCUUACCUCCCCUGAGCACAGAUAUCGUCGAACCAACUCGGACCAUAACGGCCAAACAUUGCUAUCCAUCACCCUCAACGUGUCCAGGGGAAGGCUAGCGCUCUUCCCGAACAGUGAGAACCCAUCUUGCAAAGAUUCAAAGCACGAUGCCCCGUCAACCAAGCAGGAACCGUGUCUUGGCGAGAUCAUGGUGGAGCUGGAUGACUUGUCCUUCUUCGCCGCCGCCUGUUACAAGGGCAACGUGGAUCUCAGCUACAUCUGUCUCCAGGCCAAGAAAGGCACGCUUUACCACGCCCCAAUUGUCCCUAGCAACGCACACGUAGCCAUGGAAACGGCCUUCUCAGGGGCGGAGCUCCAGUCUACAAUGUACCUGUCCGAGCACUGCGAGAGGCCUGCGAAUGGAGACUCGGUCGAGCCCAUGUUGUCACUGGCAGUCAAGUCCUUACUUGAUCCUUCUAAAAAUGUGAAGGAGAUCUUAUUUACCCUUGGGCUUCGGGACGCGACGAUACGUCAUCGGAUUUUCCCGUCCAAUCGGCUCUGGCUAUCACAGGUGUCUGAUUACAUGGAUGUGGUGGAUGAACCCGUUCUUGGUUUCGUGCCACCUGCUGUACUCACGGUACUACACACGCAUGUCUGGAGUGGAGCUAUUGAUUACAGACCGAUCCACGUACCGCUACGAGUCCUGCUAACCUUCGGCUCAUUCAGCGUGUCCAGUAACCUGACGAUCGAGUCUUCCAUUUCCCUGCUCAGGUUUAUCAUCGACGACGCUGCCUUGCACUUAUCUGAUAAAUGCAGCGGCCCCGCCAAUUUACGAAAUUACGUAUGCGUGAUGGACAUCGGAUUAUUCCAGCUCUCUCUUCUCACUAGCGACGGCAGUGAACAGCACCCCAAGGUUGAACUGCGCAUGUCCAGUAACACGCUGAAUGUGCGCACGUGUUCAGACUCCUUCUCAGCCCUCCUCCGCCUUAUCCAGUACAUCGCCGCCGAUGGAGACAUGGUACCAAGUUACGAAACCGAGGAGCCGGACCCAGCCAGCGCGCCACCGACUCCAAGUCGUUGCCCCGCUGACCCGCCUGUUCAGCAAGGCGAAGUGGACGAGGGUCAAAUGAGCUCGCUGAUGCGGGAGGCCAUGGCUGAUGACGUCACUGCUGAUAGUGGUGGCGAGAGUGACAAGGAUGAGGAUGAUACGCCAGAUAUAUCCCAAGAAGUAUCACGCUCACCCAAGAGGGACCUAUUUCUAUUCCCGGACGAUAAACCGGACAAGACGAUUCAAGUACCAGACACAUCUCGACAGACCAGUUGGCGAGAGGGAAAAGAUGACGCUAGUGAUGAGGAAAAGGACGAGAGUGAUGAUGAUGAUGAUGAAUUCUGUAUCCUUGAUCACCCUGAUCGGGAGCCCGAGGGGCUAACAGACGACGUCGUCAUCAAGACCUUGGUACAGGACAAGAUAGAGAUUAGAGAGAACCAUUUUUCACUUACGAUCGGACGAAGUGACCAGCUACGCGCACCUGACCACUACCCGCCCCCAGUGUUCCGCUACUCACUACGCGAGAUGUCUGUCAUAUGGCACAUGUACGGUGGGCGCGACCUGGGCAGCGGUCACCAAGAAGAAGAGAAAAAGAAAAAAAGGAUCACAUUCGCAUCGGACCUGACAUCACCGACCAGAUCAUCGCCCAGGCCCCCGCCCAGCCCAUCUGUAACCGCGGCCACACGUGCACAAGGAGGACUGGGCCGGCAGAUGAACGUCCUAAUGGAGCUACAUCUCAACAAGAUCCGUUUCCAGUACGAAGACUACCCGGAUGACACGGAGCAGGCGUCGCGUCUGGUGUUCCUGGCCCAGGAGGUGGAGAUGAGAGACAGGCUGGCAAACUCACAGAUCAACAAGUUUCUCUACCAACACACUAGCGAGUCGCGCCCGAAACAGACGCACGCUAAUAUGGUCGUCGUGAAGAUGCUGUACAUCAGGCCGGACCCGCAGCUCAAGGCCCAAGAAUGCUGUAUGCGUGUGUCACUACAACCACUAAGACUUAACGUGGACCAGGACUCUCUGUUCUUCUUGAGAGAUUUUUUUACAGACAUCGCGGGUGAGGCUUCAAAGACUUCAAAAGGCACCAAUAGCGUGGAGUCGAGCCCUAUCAAGACGCCCACCCCUCCUAGCACCCUUUCACCCGACUUGUAUUCAGAACUCCUCGCCCCGGACCAUGAGGAGCUUCCUCUCAUCAGAUCCACAGAAGAGCUUGAGGAUGAAUCGGCCCAGGCUCCCACAUUCUUUAGAUCUUUCAUCUUCUCACCGGAAGUGCCAAUCAGGCUGGAUUAUCAGGGCAAGCACGUGGACAUGGAUCAGGGUACGCUGGCAGGUCUUCUGAUCGGUCUCGCCCAGCUCAACUGUUCAGAGCUGACGCUGAAGAGGUUGUGUUGCCGCAGUGGACUGCUGGGAAUGGACCGCGUGAUAGCCUACGCCCUGCAAGAAUGGCUCAACGACAUCAAGCGCACGCAGCUACCCAGGAUCCUUGGAGGAGUGGGGCCUGUACAUUCCUUCGUACAGCUUUUCCAGGGUGUCAUGGACCUGGUAUGGCUACCGAUCGAGCAGUACCGUCGAGAUGGGCGUGUCAUCAGAGGACUGCAGCGUGGCGCCAACUCCUUCACCACCUCGUCUGCCAUGGCGUUCCUAGAGCUGACCAACAGAGCUGUACAAAUGCUGCAGUCCGCAGCCGAAACCGCCUAUGACAUGGUAAGCCCAGGCCCCAGCGUCUCCCCAUACAGGCGUGGUCGCCAUCGCCUUGCUCGGCAGCCGGCAGAUCUACGAGAGGGCGUGGCUAAUGCUUAUAACGUGGUUACUAAGGGUCUCAACCGAACUGCGAGCAACAUCGCGAAAGUCGCGCGCGAUGAGCACGAGGAGAAAGGCAUGACGGGAGCAGUGGGUGGGGUCCUGCGACAGGUACCAGCUACCAUGGUACAACCCCUCAUACUCGCCACGGAGGCUACCUCCAACGUGAUAGGAGGGGUGCGGAAUCAGAUUCUACCUGACGCAAGGCGGGAGGCAGUUGAGAAAUGGAGGGACUGAGAGGGAAGGAAGAGGUGAAAAGCAAAGGAAGUACCAGCAACCAUGGUAAAACCCCGUAUUCCGGCCACGAAGGCCACCUCUAACGUGAUAGCAAUUGUGUGGAAUUAGAUCUUACCGGUAGAAAGAAGGGAAGCAGUAAAAUUGGAGGGGACGGCUAGAAAGAUGAUGAAAGAGGAGUGCAAGGCAGACCCGGAAGGAGCAGUCUAUUGGUCGGGUAAUCAACGGAAACGAGAAAUAAGAGGCUGUUAAAGGACGGGUAAAGCGCCUGUGAAUGCGCCUGGAAUUAUGGCUAGUUGACCGGUCAAUCGAUUGACGUAAAAGUUUUUCCGUGUAGAAUAAUUGUCUAGAAUAGUUUGACGCGAAAUUAUUUUCAUUUUACGAGCACUGUUUAGCGUAAGAUCAUCUUAUGUUUCAUGGCUUCCUACUCCUUUUAAAAUGAAAAUGUUGUAUUUGUUGAGGUUUCUUUGUUUCAACGACAUCGUAGCCUUGUAUAUAAAUGUAAAAAUAUUUUUGUUUCGAAAAAUAGGAAUGCUUAAAGAUUUUAUGAAGAGCUGCACAUUAGAAACAACUAGGAACGAAAUUGUUAAUAUUGUAUUCUGUACAGAAAUUACACAAUGUGCCUUUUUAUUGAACAGAAUGUCAAUAAAGAUACUUUUUAUAAA